Messenger RNA from Monopterus albus (swamp eel), 1448 nucleotides. It is a transcript of the gene mrpl23, whose product is annotated as mitochondrial ribosomal protein L23. Bases 147 to 611 code for a protein of 154 amino acids. The record is from RefSeq and is a predicted model, not a curated record. Gene Ontology annotation, biological process: mitochondrial translation. NCBI's taxonomy places the organism in Eukaryota, Metazoa, Chordata, Actinopteri, Synbranchiformes, Synbranchidae. Gene Ontology annotation, molecular function: structural constituent of ribosome. The transcript has 5 exons. Gene Ontology annotation, cellular component: ribosome; mitochondrial large ribosomal subunit.
UUUAAGGGCACAAACAAAAUCUAGUGCGCAUGCGCACUGCGAUUGUUCCCGGAAGUAUAUCUAUGCACGUGUAGCCUUUGACAACCUUGAAAAGACCACAAAACAAUUAUCUUGUAGCAUAUGUGACAUAACUAACCGUUUCCGUGAUGCCAGUAACAAGAUUACUAUACCCUCUCUACCAACUAGGCAAUCCUCAGCUUAGGAUCUUCAGACCCAACUGGUUCUUGACCCUGGUGAGGCCAGGAAAACAGCAGCCUCCCGACACUGUCCAGUUUCGCGUCCCAAUGGUAAUGACCAAGUAUGACAUAAAGAACUACCUGGAGAGGAUCUAUAAUGUUCCUGUUGGAGUAGUCCGUACCAGGAUACAGUUUGGCUCCAACAAAAAGAGGAAUCACCUGAACCAGAAGGUUAAGCAGCCUGACUAUAAAGUAGCUUACGUUCAGCUGGCCCAGGGCCAAACGUUCACCUUCCCGGACAUCUUUCCAGAAAAGGACCAGGUGUCGGCGGAGGGCUCCAUUGAGGCGCUGCAGAAGCAGUUCAUGGAGGAUGAGAAGCAGAGGCAGAAACAUGACCCUAGGAGAGGUGGGGUCACAGAGUGGUUUGGACUCUGAGACAGCUCACUCACCUGGAACUCUGUUUGUGCAAGGGGUGUUUCACUGGCAUCAGCAUGUAUACUGCAGCUCUACCACAUGACUGUUGUGAUGUCAUGUCUAUUUCUGUAAGAAAAACUCAUAAAUGUGUAAUAAAGAUGAACGAGCAUGUGUGUGUGGAGCCUGGAGACGUGUUGGGUGUGUGUGUGAGUUUGCAAGGCUUUGCUCAAGAAACCCGAGCCAGAAGAGAAUCACAGGAGGAGGAGGAAAGUGGCCCGACUCCAUCUUUCAUGAAACCAGCCCACCAUACAGAAUCUCCCUCACCUCAGAUGACCCCUUGUCCUUCCUCCUCCUACUCUUCCUGCUCCACCUCCUCUUGCUCCUCCUCUUUGGCAUUAGAACCUCAGCAUCUCCUCCUUUGUCUCGCCUCCUUUCUCAGGAGUUUCCUUUUUGUCUCUCUUCUUUGUUAUCCCUCUGUGCCCUGGGUCCUCUGCUACACUACUCCCUCCACCAUGCUGGGGAGUGGCACAGUGUGGUAUUCCUAGAAGCCCUGACUCUCAGCCAAAUGGAUCAGAAUACCUGGACAGCUCCUUUCUUCUUUUAUGAAGGUUGCCUUGGAAUAAUUGGCCACUUCAUGCAAAUAGCAGUUGAGAUGUUUAAGCAAAGCAACAACAUGGAGUUUACUGUUGUUUUAUUUUUUUAUGGUAACACCUCUUGCUAUGACUUUUUAGAAAAGAGUGUUCCCUGUGUGUGUGUGUGUGUGUGUUUGUGUGUUUGUAGGUCUAGGACUAAAAGAUAUGCCAGGUAAUUGGUCUAUGUGGUCAGCUGUUGGAAUAGGAGCUAAUAAACAGCCACUUG